GCAAGAUGGCGAGCGAGCGGCUGCACAGCGCCCAGGACCUGCUGGAUCUCACCUUCCAGUCCUUGGCCAUGCAGCACAUGGACUUGAAGCAAGUGGAGCUGGACACGGCGGUGGCCAAAGUGGACGAGCUCUCCCGGCAGCUUGAAUCCCUCUGGACCGACGGCCCUGGACCCCCCAAAGAGACGUACAGCCCCAGCCGAACCCGCUCGCCCCUUGGCCGGAGAAGCCUGGCACCGGAGAAUCUGGAGAUGUCGGGGGACACACUGGGUCGCCCCGGUUCCCCCCGGACCCUCCAUUAUCUCCCGGGGGAGGAUCGGGCGCCUUCACCUCGACCCAAGGUGUUGGCGGUGCCCUACGAGGGGUUGGCACUGCCCAGCCCGGGGGGUCGAGCCCCCUCCCCUCGUCCCCAUCGUUCCUAUGAAUUCUUGGGGCUAGGGGGGUCCCCCAGACCGGGUGAGGGACCCGUCUUCUUCCCUGAGCGGGCACCCUCACCCCGACCCCCCGCGCCCCCCCCUUAUGAGGUGCAUGGGCUGUACCCCUCCGUCAGCAGCCCCGCCAUCACCUUCCGGGCGCAGGGCACCAGCGAGGGGCAGCCGGGGCUGCGUCCAUCCCUGGGGCUGUCGCUGGCACCCUGGAGGGAGUCGAGCCUGGAUGGGGCCGGCGGGCAGAGCAAGGAUGGUGCUUACGGGGGCCACAGUGCCACGCUACCCCGUAACUACAAGGUGUCCCCGCUGGCGGGCGAGCGGCGGGCGGAGGGACCCUUUCGACGCUCGGGACCCGGCACCCUGCCCCGCAGCUGGCACUUCUCCCAGCAGCCUGUCUCCCGCAUCCCCGUGCCCCCCCAGGGUGGGCGGCCCCCCCGCCACAAACCUUUGCCCCUUUCCAUGAUCUUCAAGCUGCAAAACGCUUUUUGGGAGCAAGGGGUCGGCGGUCCCCGGGGGCUUCCCCUGGUCCCCCCCGCCGGUCCACGUGCACCCCAAAAGCAGCCCCAGCUCCCGGUGCUGCCCCAGGCCCCCCCGGCGGUCACUCCAGGGUGGGAGGUUAUGGUGCUGACCCCAGCCCCUGCUCUGACAGGAUCUGGGCGCCCCGUGCCCCCUGAGACCGUUCUGCCAGAGGGGGAGCCGGAGCUGGAGCGGCUGCUUCAGGGUGGGGAGGCUGAGGGGUUGGAGCGGCCGCUCAGCCCCACACGGCUGCAGCCCCUGCUGCCCCCCGAGGCCCAGCGGGUCCCCGAGUUCGAGGAGGUGGCACGGGUGCUGGCCGAGAUGCCCCGACCCCUCAAGCGCCGUGGUUCCAUGGAGCAAAGCCCAGGACCGGCACUGCCACCCAGCCGUACCCGCCAGUACCAGCAGCUCAUCACCCGCCUCCUGCACCGCCCGCCCCGCCGCGACGAGCCCUUGGCUCCCGGUGACACCGGUGCCUCGUCUGACCUGCCACCCCCUGCUCCGGCGGCUCCUGAGGCUCGGCCACCCCGCCACAGCCCCCCACCGCAGUCCCCCAGCAGCCCAGCACCUGCCCUGGAGCUGCGCUCGGCCCUGCGCGACCCCUCCUCGCCCCGCAGGCGCCCUGGGGCCCGCGUGCGCCUCAACCCCUUGGUGCUGUUGCUGGAUGCGGCCCUGACUGGGGAGCUGGAUGUGGUGCAGCAGGCGGUGGCUGAGCUGAACGACCCCAGCCAGCCCAACGACGAAGGCAUCACGGCACUGCACAACGCCAUCUGCGGCGCCAACUACAGCAUCGUCGACUUCCUCAUCGCCAGCGGGGCCAACGUCAACUCCCCCGACAGCCACGGCUGGACGCCGCUGCACUGUGCAGCCUCUUGCAAUGACACGGGGGUGUGCGUGGCCCUGGUGCGCCAUGGAGCCGCCAUCUUUGCCACCACCACCAGUGACGGCAGCCUGGCCGUGGAGAAGUGUGACCCGUACCGGGAGGGCUACGCCGACUGCUACAACUACCUUACUGAGGUGGAGCAGAGCAUGGGGGUGCUGAACAGCGGGGUGGUGUAUGCACUGUGGGACUACAGCGCCGAAUUCGGGGAUGAGCUGUCCUUCCGCGAGGGCGAGCCCAUCACCGUCCUGCGCCGCCAGCCCCAGGAAGAGCUCGACUGGUGGUGGGGGUCCCUUUAUGGCCAUGAGGGCUACGUCCCCCGGAACUAUUUUGGGCUCUUCCCCAGGGUGCGGCCGCAGCGGAAGAAGGUCUGA
Messenger RNA from Haliaeetus leucocephalus (bald eagle), 2195 nucleotides. It is a transcript of the gene PPP1R13L, whose product is annotated as protein phosphatase 1, regulatory subunit 13 like. Lineage: Eukaryota; Metazoa; Chordata; Aves; Accipitriformes; Accipitridae. Gene Ontology annotation, biological process: positive regulation of cell differentiation; regulation of transcription by RNA polymerase II. The coding region runs from base 6 to 2195 and encodes 729 amino acids. The transcript has 11 exons. Gene Ontology annotation, molecular function: transcription factor binding. The record is from RefSeq and is a predicted model, not a curated record.